Molecule: messenger RNA, 794 nt
Organism: Caenorhabditis sp. 36 PRJEB53466
Lineage: Eukaryota; Metazoa; Nematoda; Chromadorea; Rhabditida; Rhabditidae
Source: the annotation of a GenBank genome assembly
AUGCAGAAGAUUUUCGUGGCCGUCGUCGGUCUUUUGGCUAUUGUGGCCGUGACUGAUGCCUGUUUUGCUUCUGGUAUCUGCGGAGGAGGAUGUGCUCCGCCACCACCACCAGUUUGCUCCGGAGGUAAAUAAAACUUGAGCUCUUUAUCAUCUAAUUUAAUAAUCAAACUUUAGGAUGUGGAGGUGGGUACUCUUGCGGUAGAUACGGUUGCUUCAGUGCCAAGGCCAGAGGCUCCAAGACCCUCUCCUUCAAGAGCAAGAAAGACAUGACUCCUGACGAGAAGUUCAUGAAGUGCUGUGAAGAGAGGAACCUUCCGGACUCGUGCCUCUCCAAGUGCUCUUUCCGAACUUACACCAAGGCUGCCCUUCAAGCCAUGUACUUCAAACAAGACUACUGCCCGAUGCAGGCUGCCGCUGAUAUCCAAUUCUGUGCCGCUCAGGGCCAGGACCACACCGAGUGCUGCGUCAGAAACGCCGUGGGAACCACUCUUGCAGGAAACAAGGUAAAGUGUAAGUAGGUUUCUUCUAUUAUGUGUUAUUAAUUUCAGUGCUUCACUUUCUGCGACCAGCGCGUUGGAAACGUUACUCAGCUUGACCUCACUUAUCUGGCUUGCUACGACCGCUUCGAGAACAUGAAGGCCUGCUUCUGGCAGAAACUUAACGAGGAUUCUGCUCCAGUUUUCUCGUCGAACAUUGAUGGAGAAUCGGCGUCUGAGUUCCCAGAGCAGGAGCCAAACAGACAAUUCGCGCUCUCAUCGGUCCGUACCUUCCAAGCCAAGACAUUCGGACAAUAA